AAAAAUCUGGCCAAUAUUUCUAUUGGUAGGCGAGCUUGGAUAGAAGGGGACAAUCAGUCAGUGGGACCAGGUAGCCACCUCAAAGCAUAUCUGGUUACUUUCGAUGACAGCGUAACCAUGACAAAAUCAUUUGACAAAAACUAUUGUCUUUUCCUCGCCAUCCACGGGUCAGAUAACCAACCAAUCACAGUUCACAUAAUCGCUUUUCUUUCCAUCUUAGAAUAAUAUUAUUAAAUCAAGCGAGCGAGCCUGGUCUUCAGGAGUAGGUAAUGUUGAAACGACAUAGAAAAGGUGGACAACGACUGUGGAAGGAGUAAACACUGUCUCUCAGUAUACUUGGUGGGAUUGCUGUGCAUGUUGUGUUGCCAUUCAUGAACGGGACUUUAGUUUUUACAUUUCGAUUGGAUUUUAUAUUUUGAUAGAGCCUACUUUUGGAGAACUUCAUGGUUGUUCGUGGACUUACAGUGUAGGUUACUUGCAUUAAUGUCUUAGCCAUAACAGAGGACGUGGAAGUAGAGCAAAAAUAUACCUGUUUAUUAACUAGCAACUAUGUCUAUGCUUCCAACUUUUGGCUUUACGCAAGAGCAAGUUGCGUGCGUCUGCGAGGUCCUCCAACAGGGUGGAAACAUCGAACGGCUCGGGCGCUUUUUGUGGUCUUUACCCGCGUGUGAGCACCUCCACAAAAAUGAAAGUGUUCUCAAAGCUAAAGCUGUGGUCGCCUUUCACAGAGGAAAUUUCAGAGAGCUUUAUAAGAUCCUUGAGAGCCACCAAUUUUCCCCUCACAAUCACCCGAAGCUGCAACAGCUUUGGCUCAAAGCACACUAUAUCGAGGCGGAGAARCUCCGAGGCCGCCCUCUCGGGGCUGUGGGAAAGUACCGUGUCCGCAGAAAGUUCCCCCUGCCUCGGUCUAUCUGGGACGGCGAGGAGACAAGUUACUGUUUCAAAGAGAAGAGCAGGAACGUACUCAGAGAAUGGUACACGCAUAACCCCUACCCUUCCCCGCGRGAGAAGAGGGAGCUCGCCGAGGGCACAGGGUUGACAACCACACAAGUCAGUAACUGGUUCAAAAACAGACGGCAAAGAGACCGCGCGGCAGAAGCUAAGGAAAGGUACGAGGAAAACAACGAAAACUCCAACACCAACAGCCACAACCCAUUGACUUCUUCCAUGAAUGGAAAUAAAACACUUUUGGGGAGCUCAGACGACGACAAAACGCCUUCAGGGACUCCGGAUCACACUUCGUCGAGCCCGGCAAUGCUCCUCGCUUCAAACUCCGGGCUGCAGAUGCACGGCCUCGCGCCUCCACCCGGGCCUAGCGCCAUCCUCGUGUCCAGCCUUGACUCUGUGCACCAUCAUCACUCUUUGCACGACACUAUACUGAACCCUAUGUCGUCCAACCUGGUCGACCUCGGCUCUUAAACACGAGACCCUGUUGGGAAAGACCUUUCUGAGUGCACAUGGAUGUUUGAGAAAAGCUUCAGGCACUUGAGGCAAAAGGAAAGAACAGAGUCGGAAAAAUGUGGCACACGCCGUGAGAGGUGAGAUGGUAGGCGUUUAGCUGAACAGGCUGGACUGAAAGGUAUUUUACCGGGAUGUAAUAACAUGUCAUACUGUUGAAAACAAUAACAAUAAAAUGUUUUAAUUCUUGUUA
This is a messenger RNA of Salvelinus sp. IW2-2015, 1651 nucleotides long. Its product is annotated as homeobox protein SIX2-like. Gene Ontology annotation, molecular function: RNA polymerase II cis-regulatory region sequence-specific DNA binding; DNA-binding transcription factor activity, RNA polymerase II-specific. Lineage: Eukaryota; Metazoa; Chordata; Actinopteri; Salmoniformes; Salmonidae. Gene Ontology annotation, biological process: regulation of transcription by RNA polymerase II. The record is from RefSeq and is a predicted model, not a curated record. Gene Ontology annotation, cellular component: nucleus; transcription regulator complex.